CGAGCACGAACAAAUCCGAAAACAAUCACACCUUUAUAGAUCUCUACGUGAAUCACGCAAAUACCCCGGAUGUCCGGGGCUUUCCUCCUGUUUCCAUACAAGAGCACGCCGUCUCCUAGCAACUAGAAACAGCCAUGGCGGAGGAAAGAGAGAUUGCGGAGGCUAUGAUAUCUGAAAUCCAUAAAAAGAUUACAGAUGCCUUUGAUGUUUUUGACCAUGAGUACAACAAGACUGUGGAUGUUAGGGAGAUUGGCACUAUAAUUCGCUCCCUCGGCUGCUGUCCAAGUGAAGGAGAACUGCAUGAUAUUUUGGCUGAGAUUGAAGAUGAGGAACCUACUGGUUAUAUUAAUUUUGAUAGAUUUCUACCAACCAUGACUAAAGUUUUAAUGGAGAGGAGGUACAGACCUAUUCCAGAAGAUGUUCUUUUACAAGCUUUUGAGGUCUUGGAUCAAGAAAAGAAAGGCUAUCUUAUGCCAGAACAACUCACUAAAUUUAUGUCUGAAGAAGGAGAACCAUUCACACAAGAGGAAAUGGAGGAGAUGCUGUCUGCAGCUGUUGAUCCAGACAAAAAUGUGAUUCUAUACAAAGACUAUGUGACAAUGAUGGCUGUUGAAGCACCUUGAUACAGCUUGCUUUCACUGUUUUGAAUAUUGUUUUGGUAAUAUUGUUUAGUAUUUGUU
Messenger RNA from Erpetoichthys calabaricus (reedfish), 680 nucleotides. RefSeq names its product EF-hand calcium binding domain 2 (gene drc8). Lineage: Eukaryota; Metazoa; Chordata; Cladistia; Polypteriformes; Polypteridae. Bases 135 to 623 code for a protein of 162 amino acids. Gene Ontology annotation, molecular function: calcium ion binding. The record is from RefSeq and is a predicted model, not a curated record. The transcript is spliced from 7 exons.